ACUACUACUCGAGAGCAGAGGAGGCGACUCAGUGUCGCUCCGCGACUGUUUGGGUAUGGCCUUUCAGUCUUCCAGAAGCAGUAGGCUGAUCCAAAAGGAGGCGGAUGGUCUAUCAUUGGAUGAUCUAGAUCUGACACAUUGGAUGAGAUUUCUAUUAUUAUAUAUAAUGCAUUUGCAUGAGCAGGGCCCUCAUUGAGGGGAACGGGAACUCACUCAACCAGUAUCAGGAGUAUUUUUUAGGGCAACUCACUCAACCAGAACUAGUUGUACUACGGAUUGAUAGACGUUAGUGAAAAAAGCACUACUUACAUGAGCUUCUAGUUAAGGAUUUGCUUUUUACUAGAAAAGAAGUCGGUCAGUCGACCACGGCCGC
Molecule: messenger RNA, 373 nt
Organism: Amoebophrya sp. A25
Lineage: Eukaryota; Dinophyceae; Syndiniales; Amoebophryaceae
Source: the annotation of a GenBank genome assembly